CAUAUUUCAUUGGGCUCGAGCUUCGUAUGCACGCUCAAUUACUGUAUCGAACGUAUGUAGGCACCAUGGAUUUUGUUGCGGUAAUUCUACGUGUAGUACGGUAACGACUGUACAGUGAGUUGUAGCGGAAGACUUUGGCUCUGCUAGAACCUGCCAGCUGUAAAACAACCCGGCAACAGGAAGGCGAAACGGCGGAUGGAACAUGGAGUGUAUUCCAGUAACUGUAGAUGAUUUUGAGGGCAAAAAGGACCCGGUCAUAGAGGACCCAGAGCACAAUGUGUACACCAGGUUUAUGAAGUCUCACCGGUGUUAUGACCUUGUACCUACCAGCUCCAAAUUGGUUGUGUUUGAUACAUCACUUCAGGUGAAGAAGGCGUUUUUUGCACUUGUUUCUAAUGGGGUAAGAGCAGCGCCUCUGUGGGACAGUAAGAAGCAGUGCUUUGUUGGUAUGCUAACCAUCACAGACUUCAUCAACAUUCUUCAUCGCUAUUACAAAUCUCCAUUGGUUCAGAUAUAUGAGUUGGAAGAACACAAAAUUGAAACAUGGAGGGAGGUUUACCUUCAAGACUCUUUCAAGCCCUUGGUUAGCAUAUCUCCCAAUGCAAGUUUGUAUGAUGCAGUAUCAUCUCUGCUGAAGAACAAGAUCCACAGGUUGCCUGUAAUCGACCCGCUGACAGGCAACACACUCUAUAUUCUCACACACAAGAGGAUUCUCAAGUUCCUGAAGCUUUUUAUAUCAGAGAUGCCAAAACCCUCGUUCUUGAGCCAGACCUUAGAGGAACUGAAUAUCGGAACAUUCAAGAACAUAGCAGUGGUCCGCUCAGACACACCGCUGUACACGGCACUGGGUAUUUUUGUUGAGCAGCGAGUGUCAGCGCUCCCCGUUGUAGAUGACAAAGGUCGAGUGGUGGAUAUAUACUCAAAAUUUGAUGUUAUAAACCUGGCAGCAGAGAAGACGUACAACAACUUGGAUGUGACUGUGACCAAAGCCUUGCAGCACCGCUCUCAGUACUUUGAAGGAGUUCUGACCUGCCACAGGCACGAGACCCUGGAGGCCAUCAUCAAUAGACUGGUGGAGGCAGAGGUGCACAGGCUGGUGGUAGUGGAUGAGCAGGAGGUGGUGAAGGGAAUUGUCUCUCUUUCAGAUAUUCUCCAGGCGCUAGUGCUUACUGAUGCAGAAGAGGGUAAGUACAGCACUGCCUGAGAAAGGAACACCAGGAAAGGUACCACAGUUUCAAGAGGAGGCCAGAGGAAAGGGAGAACGAGAACAGAAAUGUAGAAGGGGAAUUAUGACUGUAGGUUUUAGUAUCAUCAUCCAUCACCUGUAACCAGGUUUCCUCUAUUCACACAUGAAGACAUCUCCCGCUCUGCAAAAAUAUGAUGUUCACUAAGUUUUAGCAACUUUGCAAUAUGUAAUUUUAGUUGUAUGUGACAUUUAGAAACUCUGGUAAAUCGAGCCAAAAUCCAAAUCACCAGAGAGUGACAAGAAAGAUGCAAAGCACAAGAAACUUCUGACGAGGAGCUUUAGCCACGCAGCAUGACCAGCAUCAUUCCCACCUUUGUGGCUGUUGUCAUCAAAGUCAUAAUUAAUGUCGUGCUGAUCUCUAUGUAGAUCAGCACGUCAUUAAUUAUGACUUUGAUUACAAAGAUAUUCCUGAUAAUGUAAAUUAAUUGCCAGAUAAAACAAGCAAUCAGUUAUCAGCUAAAGGAAAACUGAUCUACCUUUAUUUCCUUUCGUUGGCAGCAUUUCAUUUCUAUUGUGAGGCUGAAAUUUGGUUGCACAGUGAGCCUAUCCAAGGGUAAUUUUAAACAUUGUGUAAUUUUUGUGUGUGGUGUUGUUCUGGCACGUGAGCCCUAUUCUUUGUACAUAUGCAUACUAUGAUGUUAUUCGACUAAAAUUAUCGUUAUUCCUUAUUUAGUUAGCUUAAUUAUUUAAAGGCAGGUGGAAAUUGAGUUGUUAAUUUUUUUUAACUUGAAAAACUCCAUUCUUCCAAUUUGCAGAAAUAUUGAUGGAUAUAUGGUUACUUAAGUAUUUAUCUGUAUAUGUCAUACAUACAGUACAUAUAGAAACUACCCACAUACUACCUUUUCAAGAAGAUGAUUUAGCACAAUUUAUCAUUCAAACACUAGGAAGACCUUGGAUAUUGUCAGUAGUCUGCACUGAAAUUAUUCCACAGAUAUAACAUUAAAAAGGCCUGGUCACGGUUUGCUUAUUUGAAUAAGUGUGGACCUUUGCAGAUUUCAGCUUCAGGACGUCCUUAAUUAACCACAGUUACCAGUGUGAGAAGAAUCCUAGGGCUCGGGUUUUAGUCUUGUUUAGCCAGACAGCAAAGUAGCAAACCUGGAACAGCACUUAGGGUCUCAAGACAACCUCACUGGUGAAGUCUAGAACAGCAUAGAUGAAUCUGCUGUCAGAAACGACCGUUAAUUGUGCAGUAUUCUGUUUGAGUGCACAAAGUCUGAAUAUUAAUGGGUUUUAUGUUUUGCCAUUCUGUCUGUAUAACUAAAUGUCUAAUGGAUUGUAUAUUUUAUUUUAUAGACAACUUUUUUUCUGCUUGUUUUGUUAGCUACACUUUGGGGUUUUGCAUUAUUAGCGUUAAAGGGAUUUGCUUACUUCUUCUAUGCUGCAAAAUCUCAUCAGUUUUUAGAAAUGUGGUCCAUCACUUGAAACCUAAUGGUCAAAUUAAUAGUUUCUGUAUUAUUCAUAUUCCGAUUUAUAUGUUAAUGGUGUCUUUAUGCUGAUGCAGAAUAUCAGAUUUUGUAAUUUUAUUCAUCUGUUUCUCGGUUCAUUGUGUCUAGGGAUCUGAAUCGAAAUCACUCAAUACCAGCAUUUCCUUUCCAUUUUCUAAGAAGGAUAGGCCAUUCACACACUUUCUGUUUUGGUAUACAUGAAAUAGAAUGUGUACAAUUGUAUGUAAAUGCACAGUUUUUGUACUAAUCAGCAUUGAGACUAUAAUUUAAAGAAU
Molecule: messenger RNA, 2966 nt
Organism: Xiphias gladius (swordfish)
Lineage: Eukaryota; Metazoa; Chordata; Actinopteri; Istiophoriformes; Xiphiidae
Product: 5'-AMP-activated protein kinase subunit gamma-1
Exons: 13
Coding region: 203-1204 (333 amino acids)
Source: RefSeq, a predicted model, not a curated record